Molecule: messenger RNA, 1002 nt
Organism: Glarea lozoyensis ATCC 20868
Lineage: Eukaryota; Fungi; Ascomycota; Leotiomycetes; Helotiales; Helotiaceae
Product: Protein kinase-like (PK-like)
Exons: 2
Coding region: 1-1002 (333 amino acids)
Biological process (GO): protein phosphorylation
Cellular component (GO): cytoplasm; nucleus
Molecular function (GO): ATP binding; cyclin-dependent protein serine/threonine kinase activity
Source: RefSeq, a predicted model, not a curated record
AUGGACAAACGACACCCGAGCUCUUUCCAGCAGCUGGAGAAGCUGGGAGAAGGAACAUAUGCUACGGUUUUCAAAGGAAGGAAUAGGCAGACUGGAGAGUUGGUGGCACUAAAAGAAAUCCACCUGGACUCUGAAGAAGGAACACCGUCGACAGCUAUCCGCGAGAUCUCGUUGAUGAAGGAACUGAAGCACGAAAACAUCGUCAGCCUUCAUGAUGUUAUUCAUACCGAGAAUAAGUUAAUGCUAGUUUUCGAGCAUAUGGAUAAAGAUUUGAAAAAGUACAUGGACACCCAAGGCGACCGAGGAGCGUUGAACCCCGUCACGAUCAAGUCUUUCAUGCACCAGCUGCUUCUAGGUAUCGAUUUCUGCCAUACCAAUCGAGUUCUACACAGAGAUUUGAAGCCUCAAAAUCUUCUGAUUAAUACCAAAGGACAAUUGAAGCUUGCAGAUUUCGGUCUUGCCAGAGCUUUCGGUAUUCCAGUCAACACAUUCUCGAAUGAGGUCGUCACUCUAUGGUACAGAGCGCCAGACGUUCUUCUUGGAAGUCGAACGUACAGUACUAGCAUUGACAUCUGGUCUGCGGGAUGUAUUAUGGCGGAGAUGUAUACGGGACGACCACUUUUCCCAGGUACUACCAACGAAGACCAACUUGUCCGUAUUUUCCGCAUUAUGGGUACACCUUCCGAACGUACAUGGCCAGGAAUUUCCUCAUAUACCGAGUACAAAACGAAUUUCCAGAUGUACGCUACUCAAGAUCUCCGAGUCAUCCUUCCACAGAUUGACCCAUCUGGAAUCGACCUCUUGCAACGUAUGCUCCAGCUACGACCCGAACUACGUAUCUCAGCAGCUGAUGCGCUAAACCAUCCAUGGUUCAACGAUGUAAUUCCACAAAUGCGACAGCAACCCCCUCAACAAAUUCCGGGUCAAAUGCCAAUCCAACAACGAGGUUAUGCGCAGCAUCCAGUAAAUAUGGUCGCACCAGGCGGAUAUGACGGAUACUAA